GUACCUUCAUUCAAUGGAUCAUCAUACCUGCGUUACCCGGGUCUGGGAGAUAGCUCGCUGUCAUGGCUGGAAUUGUCAGUAACACUGAAACCCAUGACACAGGACGGUGUAAUUCUGUACAAUGGGCAUCACAGCGAUGCCACGGGGGAUUUCAUCGCUCUCUACCUUUCAUCUGGUCACGUGCAAUUCACCUUUGACCUGGGAACUGGUCCAGCGACGUUGAGGUACUCAAUAAGAGAUAAAAAAAUUUAA
Molecule: messenger RNA, 252 nt
Organism: Cotesia congregata
Lineage: Eukaryota; Metazoa; Arthropoda; Insecta; Hymenoptera; Braconidae
Source: the annotation of a GenBank genome assembly